Molecule: messenger RNA, 1452 nt
Organism: Pochonia chlamydosporia 170
Lineage: Eukaryota; Fungi; Ascomycota; Sordariomycetes; Hypocreales; Clavicipitaceae
Product: oligosaccharyltransferase alpha subunit
Exons: 3
Coding region: 1-1452 (483 amino acids)
Cellular component (GO): oligosaccharyltransferase complex; membrane
Source: RefSeq, a predicted model, not a curated record
AUGAAGCCAUUAUCAAUCGCAUCGGCGUUCCUGGCCGUCGCUUCCAGUGCCUUCGCCGCAUCCUCUGGGGAUUCACAGCCAUCGCAGUUCAAGCCGCCGCAAGUCUUCAAGAAUGCCAAUCUGGUCCAUAUCAUUUCUUUGGAGAAGAACUACGCCAAGGAGCAGAUCAAUGUACUAGUAGAGAAUGUGUCCAAGGAGCCGCAAAGCGAAUACUACCUGCCCUUCACGACAGAGCAGAUUGCUCGAGUUGGUGGAUUUGAAGUAAAGGACCGCAAGGACGCCAACGCAGGACCGUUUAUUUCACAGGCAGUCGAAUAUGAUCCCAACAGCAAUGUUCAGUAUUACCGUAUACGUCUCCCAACCCCGCUCAAGGCCGGCGGCCAGCAGACUCUCGGCAUUUCGUUCUACAAUCUGAAGGCAUACAAGCCUCUGCCUGCCUCCAUCAAGCAGGACGACAAGCAAUUUCUCGUCUACGACUUCUCCAUCUAUGCGCCGUCUGCUUAUCCCACCUCAAAACAAAAGACCGAGAUCAAAGCCGCGUCAGCCUCAGUGCCCGAUUAUACCAAGAUUACAGAAGGCAAGGACGAGUUACCGCAGAAGCAGGGUGCCAAGCUCACAUACGGUCCUUUCGGUGAGAAGCCAGCUGGAGCCGCGUCGCCUGCUCAAGUUCGAUUCGAGUUUACCAAGCCCGUGACCCACGUUUCCACCCUGGAACGUGAUAUCGAGGUCAGCCAUUGGGGAGGCAAUAUUGCGUUUGAGGAACGAUACACUCUGCACCAUCGUGGUGCCAACUUGUCAUCUCCUUUCAAUCGAGUCAAGUAUGCGCAGUCUGCCUUCUAUAACCCUGCCUCUACUGCUCUGAAGGAGCUCCGAGUGCCUCUCCAGGUGGGCACUGUUGACCCUUACUUCACCGAUGUCAUUGGCAACGUUUCGACAUCCAAGUUCAGAAGCGGCAAGCGCGAGGCAUUGCUCGAGCUUAAGCCUCGAUAUCCCCUUUUUGGUGGCUGGAACUAUCCCUUCACCAUUGGAUGGAACUCGGAUGCUGCGAACCUUCUCCGCAAGACUGCCACUGGUGGCUAUGUUCUCAAGGUUCCCUUCCUUGAGGGUCCCAAGCAGCCCGAGGGUGUUGAGUAUGGACAAAUUCAUAUUCGAGUUGUUCUGCCUGAGGGAGCUCGCAACGUCAAGUACUACACCGGAGUGCCCGAAUCAUCCAUUGUCGAAACGUCAGUCGGCGUCCACAAGACGUAUCUUGACACCUUGGGCCGCACAUCAGUGACCAUCAAGGCACAGAAUUUGGUCGACGACUUCCGAGACCGCGAUGUCAUCAUCUCAUACGAGACAUCAACGUUUGAUACUCUGCGAAAGCCUUUUAUUGUGUUUGCCAGCAUGAUGGGUGUAUAUGCCGCCGCCUGGGCAAUUGGCAAGGUGGAAGUUGGGUUUUCCAAGAAGUAA